CAUCCCGCUGCCUCUGCGCAUGCUCCUGCGUAAACAAUAUGUUGGGGAAAUUAGGUGUCUCUCUUUGGGAAGUCGAGUUUUAAAAAGCUCGGGCAGACCAUGAUAUGACGACUUCACUGAUCUUGCAUCCACGCUGGGCGGAUACCUUCAUGUACGUGUAUGAGGAGAACCCGAAUGAAAAUAACCAGAAUAAAAUCCCAGCAAUGGAAGGGCUAAGUGGGAACUGCCCAGCUACCCACUGCAGGGAUUUAAUCAGUCACCCGGUAUUGGGUCGUCAUUCCAGCACCAUUGGGACUCACCAGGGUUCUGUCUACACGGAUAUACCUGCUCCAGAUGCCGCCAGGCAGUGCCCCGCGCCACCAGCCUCCUCCAACGCCACCUUGGGCUAUGGCUAUCCUUUUGGAGGCAGCUACUACGGAUGCCGAUUGUCCCAUUCCCACAACGUGAACUUACAACAGAAGCCUUGUUCGUACCACCCAGCUGAAAAAUACCCCGAGCCCAGCGGCUCCCUCCCCAGCGAAGAACUAUCCUCAAGGGCCAAAGAGUUUGCUUUUUACCCGAGCUUUGCCAGCUCCUACCAGGCGGUUCCUGGUUAUUUGGACGUAUCAGUGGUUCCAGGUAUCAGUGGCCACCCAGAACCAAGACACGACGCGCUGCUUCCCAUGGAAGGAUACCAACACUGGGCUCUUUCUAAUGGUUGGGACGGGCAGGUCUAUUGCUCGAAGGAGCAAUCACAGUCUACCCAUCUCUGGAAAUCACCUUUCCCAGGUAGGGUGCUCUUGAGAUCGACUUCUGCGCUUUUUUGCUCCGGCAUGAUCGCGUGCAUAUGCUAUAUCUUUAACCGCCCAGGUAAAAUAGGCUUUGGGACGCUUGCAUGGGCACGUAUGGGGAAGAAGGUGAAACAAAGCAGCCGGUUCUCAUAUCCAGAUACGUACCUUGGAGCUCCAGGGUGCUUUCGCAGCCAGUUUGGCAGCUGCACUCCUGUGUCUGUCUGUGUAUGUGCGUGCGUGCCCCUCCUUCCCUCGCUGCGUUGGCUCCCUUACCUGGAUCUCUAUCUUUUUCUUUGAUUCCCCCCCCCCCCGCACGCUUUGAAUAUUUUAAAUUAAAUUUCAGAACAUAGGAAGAGGUGGCACCUCUCUCCCUCUCUCCCCCUCUCUUUCUCUUUACUCAGAAAGGCUGCGCUUUUCGGAAAGGUACAGUAAAUCAUAUUGCAAUUACAGAAGUAGCUGUCAAGUGACAUGAAUCUUACAAAAUGAACCUUGUAAGACGAGUGGGGAGAGAACGAGAAAUAAGGCGCUGCUUUUGCCUCUGGUUAGAAAUCUGGAAUGAGUGACAGCCUGCGAGUAACCCUGAAAGCUGGGAGUGCUCCGGGCUUAUCUUACUGCCUUACCACUUAGAACAGGGAGGGAGGGAGCGAGAGGGAGAGGGAGAGGGAGAAAGAUGAAAGACCAACGGACGUCUCCUUUGCUCUUGGGGUCCCCACCUUGUAAUCAAUAAGCAGGCCCCUCUUAAUGAUUCGAAUGGAUGGAUUGGAGCGAAGAGAUUAAGAUAAAGUAACCGGGGAAAUAAAUAAAUAAGGGGGUGGAGUUAGGAGGAGAACACACACACACAUUUAUCUUAGGAAUACUGGAGAGGGGAUACCCCAUCGGAUAAGACAGGGCUUGCCAACAAUGCCUGCGCAGAGCGUUGCAUGAUGGGUUUUCCCUUUCCAUGGGAAGAGGAAUCAGAGUGUAGCGAGUGUGGGAGAGAAGGCCUAUCUAGAUCUUAACUGUGUUGGAGCCACAUAUUGGUGUCAGAGCUUGGAAGGGUCGAUGGCUAGGGGAAAGUCCCCCACCCCGCGCUUUUUUUAAAAAAAAGAAGGCAUUGAGACUUCUUUGCGGAAGCUGAAGGGAGGGUUCGGCGAGUGGGGGAGAGAGGUCCAUGGGAUUCCUAGCAUGAGAUGACUUCCCCCAUCUUCAUUGCUUUCACCCGCCUGGCUAAAAUGUAGUUGAGGUUGGAAGGACCUGCUCCGUGCGUUACUAUUGCUCGGGAGGAAGGUGGAAGACGUUGUAAAUGAACUUCUCUUCUCUUCCCACACCCCCCCAACCCGCCCCAUUACCUUAUUUAUUCUGAUCCCAUUUUUGUAUAGCCCUGAUAAUAUUAUUAAGCCCCCAUACACCAAUUCCCAAACAUUGAGAGGUGUGUGAGAGACAGCGCGCUCGCAGUAGUGUGAACCACAAUUUUGUCUUGCUUUCCUAUCCUUGGGCCUUGAUAGGAUUCCCAGUAAACGUUGCUUAUAUAGAUACUUCUUAGAAACAAAGGAAGAGCAAUCGCACGGAGAAGUGUGUCUUCAAAAGCAGUUCAGGCUGUUUCUUUAUUUUAUAUCUGUUAUGGAACAGACCGGCUGGGGUAACUGGAGAGAUUUUCGCUUUGCUUCGAUAGGGAUCCCCUCUUUUUUCAGUGUUUAUAUUAUUAUUCCGCAAACCACUCUUACUUCGUAUCGAGUCUUAAGCCUGCAUCUUUAGAUCAAGAAGCCAUGGGAAGGGAGGGACUUGAUGCGCAAGUGAUUACAGUUAAUCAUGAAGAAUUGGCAUAGACAGCCUUAGCAUAAGGGGCUAUUAAGGAGAAGACUGAAUGCAUUAGGGGUGAUGAGAAUUCAUUGAUUCCCCAGCCGGUUCUGGACCAGGAGUAGGUAGGUAACAUUUCUCAACAGCGUGAGUACCGUCAAAAAAGCCGCUGGGCCCUUUUAUUUUAUUUAAUGCCUCUACCAUAAGCGACAAAGGAUGUGGACAGGCUAGUUCAAGGUCCCUCAAGCUUGCAGAUGGUCCUUGUGUUGCAUAGAUCAAUCAGUGCGGAGCGUCUCUAGAACAACACAGACGCGCGCACUCACACACACACGGCUGAUUCCCCUCACCAAGUCCCCUACCCGGAUCCUACGAGCUAGCAUAAUUAAUGAGGUCGCCUAGGCUAUCAGAGGUUCUGUCUUUUAAAACGACAGAUUAAAAUUGACCGGAUGCUUAGAAGGGGAGUGAAGAGCUGAAGGUUAGAUUCUGUCUCCAAUUUUUACUAAUUUUGGAGCUAACGUUAAGGGUGCUGUGCUUGCGAAAUGCCUGGUCCGUGACUUGGUGCUCUUUCUUUAUAUCUGUCCUGGACAAAUAUCGCCUGGAAUAGUAGCAGUUCCCCCCCCCCCCGCCCUAUGCUAAUAUAUUAAUACUUUGCUCAGCCAGCCAGCCCAUCCGAGUCCCAGCACCUCCCGCUCUUUCUUUCCCUCGGUCUUUCCUCUUCGCAUUUCCCCCUCUUCCUCUAAUUUAUAUCCUUUUCCCCACACGCAUACAAACUCCUUUUCUUAUUUCUCUCUCUGUUCUCUCCAUAAUGUCUGGCACAGACAUUGUCCAGUUAGUUUACCAGAUGCUGUUUAAUGUAACAUACACCCUCUCUCUCUCUCUCUCUCUCUCUCUCUCUCUCUCUCUCUCUCUUUCUCUCUCCUUCCACGUUCUCUCUCUCCUGCUUUUUUUUCCCUUUCCUGUUCUCCUCAUCUUUACAGAUGUGGUACCUCUCCAGCCCGAAGUGAGCAGCUACCGUAGGGGUCGAAAGAAAAGAGUCCCCUACACGAAAAUCCAGCUGAAAGAAUUAGAAAAGGAAUACGCCGCCAGCAAGUUCAUUACCAAAGAGAAGCGAAGAAGGAUUUCGGCGACCACUAAUCUUUCCGAGCGCCAGGUCACGAUCUGGUUUCAGAAUCGCAGGGUGAAAGAGAAAAAAGUCGUUAGCAAAUCUAAGACACCUCACCUUCACGCUACCUGACAAAGAAAUCUCUCCGGAGGGGGAAAAAGAUAAAAUUAAAAAAGAAAGGGGGAGAGAAACAAACAAACAAAUACAAAUAUUUAUCUGGUAAAUUUGUAUAAAUAAGAACACGCAUUCGAACUCUUUGAAUAAUCUGAUUAUUUAAAAACACCAAGGCGGAGGGGGCGGGCAUUAAACCGCCAUCUUCGGUUUAUUUUGUCCCUGCGUUGCCGUCUCGAACUGUGAAUCCGGUCGCCCUUUUUAAACAUUCAUUUUGAUAUGGUUUUCAAUGUGCACAUUUAGCAAGGAGGGGGGUGGAGAAAGAGGGGAGGGGAGAACACACACAUACAAAUAUGUAGAUUUGCUACGUUGGAAUCCUGAAUGUUAUUUUGUAGCUCUGUAUCAUAGUCCAAGCCUCUCCCCUUGCAGCUGAACAAAGAUUUUCCAUUUCUUUGGCUGUUUCUGAUGGUGUAAAAAUAAUAAUAAUUAUAAUUAAAUAGAUAAAUAUAUAUAUAUAGAAAUAGAUAUAUAUAUAUCUGUGAAGAAGGUAUUGACAGCGGAUCCAGCGAAGAAAUCCUAGAUUUCUUUUGUUUGUUUGUUUGUUUUUAAACGUGGACCUUAAAAAAAUGAAUGAAAAAUAAUAAUAAGGCUGCUACCCUGAAUGUUUUGUUGUUGCUGUGUUCCUGAUAUUAGACCGUAUUGCACGCAACAAUUUGAAGUCACUUCUGAAUUUGAAGUGGCACCGUGGCUGUGUAAUUCCUAGGGCACGAUCCAGCCGAAUAUAGCCACUUCCAGAUCGGCUUGAUUUUCAUAGCGGGGGCAGGGAAUCAAGUUUGGGUAUAAAUGGGAUUUCCAAGUCUUAAUGCUGGAGGAUCGUGUCUCUAAUUAUUAUUAUUAUUACCUUUAAUUUUCUGGAAUAUGUUCUCACUGAGGUUGAGUUGUUGUUGUUGUUUGUUUGUUUGUUUCCGCCAAAAAGUCUGGAAUGUUUAUUCUCCAUCGACAGUAUGGAAAGUGCGCGACGUUGCUCUGUUGUUGUCCCCCCUCACCCCAUUAUCAGUCAUUAAAGAGCAGUCAGUGUUCUUUCUCCAUGUUAAAGCGAUCCAUUUUUUUAAAGAAAAAAAAUGUCUUGUAUAUGUAUAUAAUGUGGUG
This is a messenger RNA of Podarcis lilfordi (Lilford's wall lizard), 4908 nucleotides long. Lineage: Eukaryota; Metazoa; Chordata; Lepidosauria; Squamata; Lacertidae. The record is from the annotation of a GenBank genome assembly.